GGGCACUGGCAACGUUGGCGGCCUACGACUUGGCCAUGCGGGGCUACUCUGUGGAGUGCGUCACCUUCGGCUCACCACGGGUCGGUGACGAGGACUUCAAGGAAGCUUAUGCUGGCAAGGUGAAACGCACCGCUCGCUUCAUCAACAAGUUCGACCCCGUGCCCCGGCUGCCCUGGAACGCGAGGGACGAGGAGAGGAGCAGCGACGCUGAUGCUGUGCAUUUGGCCUGUGGCACAUUCUUGGCCCUUCCACAGCUUGGGCUUCAGUAUGGCGCCUACGGAGAGGAAGCCUGCGGAAGUUUCGUGCACGUCUGCCCUGCUACCCAGCUUGACGUCGGAGUGUAUGGCAGCCUCAAAUUCUGGGGCGAGGUGGGAAUGUACGGCCAGCUCUUUUGGGACCUGAAGGACGGGAAGUUGGACGCGAACGAGAUUGCCUCACAGAUUGUUGACAUAUACAACUCACAGGACCUCGCCGCGGCACUGGAGGGUACCGGAAAGGCAGUUUCUGAGGUCGAACGCGAGGCUUCCCAGGCCAAGGCCUUUCUGGAGUGUCUUGCAGAAGCUUUGCUUCCGCACGCGCUGGGCUUCUACAAGUCGAACCUGGACAUGUGCUUUUCCGGCAUGGGCAAGUUCCAACCUGCAGAAAUGCUCAAGGUGGCUCAGCGCUACAAGGAUGUCGUGUGGAGACUAGGCAGCAGCUUGAUCGACACGAAGCCAGAGGUGGAGCAGGUACAACCGGUUGGGCACAUCUUCCGGAAGAUCGAUUUCAAGAUGAUGAGCAGUCUCUUCCCGGGCGUCAGUGCGCAAGCUGCGGGUGUUGCCAUGGUAGCCAGCGGUUUUGCUGGUACAUG
Symbiodinium necroappetens is the source of this 850-nucleotide messenger RNA. Lineage: Eukaryota; Dinophyceae; Suessiales; Symbiodiniaceae. The record is from the annotation of a GenBank genome assembly.